AUGGCCGCAACCACCCCACUCCUCGCCGGCCUGCUGCAGAAAGCUACCAUCGACGACCACGAUGAGAUACUCCGAGCCAGUAAUGCUGCUCUCAAGAAGUCCAGCAGCGACAAACAGGCGCAAGACGUCCAGGUCGUUGCCUUGAUCAAGUUGGACCGCUUCGACGAGGCGUACAAAUUUAUACAACAGACUGGCUCGUCGAUACAGGACAGGCUACCGCUCGAGUGCGCGUACGUGUUGUACAAAACAGGGCAUCUCAAAGAGGCAGCCGAUCUUGUGGCCAAGUCCAGCGGGCGUGGAGCGUUACAUCUUGAAGCACAGGCACAAUAUCGACUUGAGAACAGCGCUAGGGCACUGGAACUUUACGAGCAGCUUCGGCAGGACCAAGCUACGGAAGAGAAGUAUGAUAUCAGGGUCAACAGAGCCGGCGCCGAAGCGCAGAAUCAGUGGCUGGGAUCACAGUCGUCGACACGACCGAGCGGAGAGGAUUUGCAACAAUUCGAAACCGCCUACAAUGCCGCCUGCAGCAGCAUCGCGCGACAAGAGUUCGCACAGGCAGAGAUGCUGUUGAAACGCGCUUACGACCUGUGCAAGAAUCACGCUGAGCUCGAGGAAGAGCAGAAGGACGAAGAGUUGUUACCAAUCAGAGUGCAGCAGAUCUACGUCCUUCUGGUCCAGGGCAAAACUGAAGAAGCUGAUGCCAUGGCCAAUGAUCUACCCCUGCAGUCUAUUGCAGACAAGGAAAGCAGAACAGUCGCGCAGUCGAACAGUCUACUCACCUCGUCAAGGUCAGACAAUCCCUUUCUACUGCACAAGACGCUGCAGACAGUUCCGAAGCUGUCUGCUGGGGAGCAGCUGUUCUCCUACCAAGCCGCAGCGUUCGCAUCUAACAAGAAGACGGUCGAUCUGGCUGCUAUGAAAUAUGAUGGUCUGUCAAGCACAGGUCAAAAGAAGAGCGCACCACUGCUCACCGUGGAGUCUCUUCUAUCUUCCAUCUUCCGCGCAGCCGCGAUCGCCGAGAACGAGACCUCGAAAGCUGCGGCACGAAAGGUUGACGCGGCGUUCAAGAAGAGUUCAUCAGACAUUGGGCUAGCGCUAACACUCACGCAAAUACAUCUUCUGAUAGGCGAUACCACCUCAGCUGUGAGCACAAUACAGUCACUUUUACACCAAUUAGAAUCCUCCGAGGAGGCCGACAUCAAGGCCACUAGGCACAAUCCUGGCCUAAUUAGCAUUCUAGUCGGUCUCUACCGAAGACUCGGCCGCAAAGCAGACAUCAAAGCAGAAUUAGCAAAGUCUGCAGCAUACUGGCGAACACAAUCAAACGCACCACCAUCACUCCUACGAGCGGCAGGCUCAUCCCUGCUCGAAAGCGAAGACAAGGCCGACAUAGAAGCAGCCGCGGAAAUGUUCAGUAAACUACGGCAGCAACGACCCGAUGACAAAGCAGCCAUCGCAGGCUACGUAGCUUCCCACGCUGAUGGCGCCACCGACGAGAUCCGUACAGAAGCAGAAAGGCUCACCUCGGUAAGCGACCUGACGCGCAAUAUCAACGUUGACGACCUUGAGCGAGCCGGCAUACCACAAGCGUCGAAUGCGCUAGCUAUUGCGGUAGGUCGAUCACGCAAGCGGGCUGCCGAUGGUACGUCUUCACGGGCGAAGAAAGUACGAAAGUCGCGACUGCCCAAGGACUAUGAUCCCAACAAGAAUGUGGAUCCUGAACGGUGGCUGCCGAUGCGCGACCGCAGUUACUAUCGUGCGCCGAAGGGAAAGAAGAAAGGGAAGAAGGGUGGCGGGGAGACUCAGGGUGGGAUUGUGAAUGAGAGUCUGGAUGCGCAAAGAGGGAGUGGCACGAGUACGCUUGUUCCUGCCGCUGCUGGCGGUGGUGGUGGGAAGAAGAAGAAGGGCAAGAGAUGA
Cyphellophora attinorum is the source of this 1917-nucleotide messenger RNA. RefSeq names its product Signal recognition particle subunit srp72. The record is from RefSeq and is a predicted model, not a curated record. The transcript has a single exon. The coding region runs from base 1 to 1917 and encodes 638 amino acids. Gene Ontology annotation, molecular function: protein binding; 7S RNA binding; ribosome binding. Gene Ontology annotation, cellular component: signal recognition particle, endoplasmic reticulum targeting. Lineage: Eukaryota; Fungi; Ascomycota; Eurotiomycetes; Chaetothyriales; Cyphellophoraceae. Gene Ontology annotation, biological process: SRP-dependent cotranslational protein targeting to membrane.